Molecule: messenger RNA, 2332 nt
Organism: Vigna unguiculata (cowpea)
Lineage: Eukaryota; Viridiplantae; Streptophyta; Magnoliopsida; Fabales; Fabaceae
Product: F-box protein At2g26850-like
Molecular function (GO): protein binding
Source: RefSeq, a predicted model, not a curated record
AAUGAGUAAGGACUCAUUCACAAUCCCACGAAAUCACUUGUCUGGGUCUUUAGGGUGGACAGUACUAGAGUUUGGUGGGAGUUAGGCAAAGGAACACCUACACUUUUAUGGCACCCUUGUCACUUCUCCUGUCACAUACCCACCACCUCUGCGUUCUAUUGUUAAUGCAUUUCACUAACCACGCCCCCACUUCUUAUUCAACUUUAGAUCACCCCACUUUCUUACCAGAAUUUAAGAUUAAACGCAGUUUAAAUAUUUAUUAUUAUUUUGUGUCGAGUUCCACAUCCCAUGAAAUACAAUAUCUCAGAAACAUUUGUGUGAUGUUAUCAGACGGAUCUGAAUCGAGUCGGAUUUCGAUCCAUUUGUGUGAAUUGCAUUAAUUUGUACAGUUAUAAAACAGCACCCUAACACAUCCCACGUGGCUGAAAAUGUACUAUAGACUAUAGUUCACCAUGUUGUUCCCAGCGUAGUGUGAUUAAGAUAUUAGGUUGGAAGUGGUGUGUUGGUUUUAUAUUUGGAUCCACAGGGCCUCUUUUUGGUGUCAUCAUCAUUCUAAUCUAACCAAUAUACUGCUUUGCUUUGCUCUCUCAAGGCCUCUCCAUCAAUCACUAAACAGCUGCCUCCCACUCCCCGUACAUGUUGUUUCUCUCCUUUGUGGGAAUUCACUGUGUGUAGAUGCUAACACAUUUUUAAGGAGCAUCCUUCAUUAUCGUUUUGUGUUCUUUGUGGAAACUGCUAUAACUAACCCAGUUGCCAAGCCUAUUCAGGCGCUGAGCUAGGCAAAACUGUUCAUUUCUCUAACUCUUCCAUUGGUGGAUCUUUUUCCUCUUUAAGAGGAAUUCAUUGGUUUGAUUUUCAUCUCUCUGCCAAAUUCCUAGACUUGGACCCUUCUCAUAUACAAUCCCUCAAUUACAAUGCUUUACUUCCUCAUAUCUUUUGUCUCCUUUCUCAUCCUUUCCAAGUCCUUCACCAAUAAGCCUCUCUCGUCAGGGCAGGGUGGGACCAAAAUAGGGUCAACUGGGUUUUGGGGGAGCCUCUCAAGUUGGCUACUUUCUAGUCUCAGAAAAGGAAGCACAACCAACCCUUGUAGCUUUUUUCGGUUUUCUCUUGUCAUGUCAUUGAAAAACAACAGUUCAGUGUCCAAGGUGGAGAAUGAGGAAGAGGAGGGGAAGGUUUCUCUCUUGGAUUUGCCUGAUUUACCGUUGGAGUGUAUCCUUGGGCACCUUUCACCUUCUGAAUUAUGCAGUGUGGCAGCAGUGUGCACAUCUCUUAGGGAUACAAGUAGAAGUGAUCAUCUAUGGAAGAAACACAUGGAGAGAAAAUGGGGCAAAGUGUUUGGUGAUGCUGCGUAUAGACAAUGGAAAUGUCAUGUGGCUUCCAAGGCCAGAGAGAAGAUCUCCAACCACCAAAACCAGAAAGGAUUAUUUGCUUUCCUUCAUGGUGAUUUCCGCCCCUUGGUUUGGAUGAAAGCAAAAUCAGAAAAGGGAACACGGUCGAGUAACUCAUUACCGGAAGAUUCAUUCAUGGCUCUGUAUCUCUCUCUUGAGAGUGGCAAAUUUUGGUUCCCGGCUCAAGUCUACAACCGCGAGAACGGUCAUGCUGGGUUCAUGCUCUCAUGUUAUGAUGCCCAACUUUGCUAUGACUCUCGAUCUGACACUUUUCUGGCAAGAUAUUCACCUCAUGGGAGAUGGACAACUGAGGAAAACAUAAGAUGGGACCGACUCAGAGUGCCACCAAUUGCCUCUUCUCCACAUGCUCUUCACAUCUCUGACUGUUUGGAUGAUUUGAGACCUGGAGAUCACAUUGAAAUUCAGUGGAGAAGAAACAAAGAGUUCCCUUAUGGUUGGUGGUAUGGUGUAAUUGGUCAUUUGGAACAAUGUCAAGGGCAUGGGAACCAUUGCCGGUGUCACAAUAAUGAUAUGGUGAUUUUGGAGUUCAUGCAGUACAGUGCUGGAUCUAGAUGGAGACAAACCAUGAUAGAUAGGAAGCAUCAUAUAGAAAAAGGAAAUGAAAUAGAUGGUUUUUAUGGAGGAAUCAGGAAGCUGCAUAACAGGGAAGAAAUUACAAGGUGGAAGAAACUCUGGCCAACCAAAACUGUGGUACAUGAUUGAUUCAUAACUUAGAAUUUUGUAAAUUAAGCGAUCACCCUUUCUAAAAUGUGAAGGAUUAGUUUGUCACAGAACGAUGUCAUUCCUAACAAUAGGUAUAAACUUGGAAAGAAACAGUGCAAUUACCCUUUCAGAGGUUGUAACAAGUGUACCACGAUAUAAAUCUUAGUGUAUAAACUGUUUUACAGUUUCCUGCAAUUAUUGAAGAAUACGUUUUACAACCA